AUGCCUCCACGGACCCAGACUGAGGAGCCCAAGCUGGAGGAUGUACCAGUCAACAAGAUCACCAGUUUCAAUGGCAGUCUGCAGCAGUACCUACACGGGAGCAAUGCAACGCAAGAAACUACAGGGACACAGAGCAACGGUAUAUCAAAUCGGCGAACCGACACCACCAAAGACGAUCAAAAAAUAUCAACAAUCGACACCCUGCCACCUAGCACAAGUUCCAGCCCCAAGCGCAGGAAGGCUAUCACAAACGGUACCACCACAACAACCAAAAUCACCCAGUCCCGAUCCUCGUCAAACCCAACCGAAUCCCCUCCCAAACGCAGACGAAACAUCCCCCAACCAAAAAUCCCGACAGCGGGCCCAACAGCGGGCCCAACAGCAACAGAAUCCGCUCUCCGCGACACAAUCCCCAAAAACCUUCUCCUCCUCCUGGUAGGUGUAAACCCAGGCAUAAUGACCGGAAUAACGGGGUACGUCUACGCACACCCAUCAAACCUAUAUUGGAAACUGCUCUAUUCCUCAGGAAUAACACGCAUCCGCCACAUACCAGCGGACACCUACAAACUGCCCGAACUAUACAGCGUCGGCAACACGAACCUCGUGGAACGACCCACCCGCGACGCGAGCAUGCUCACGCGCGCCGAGAUGGACGCCGGCGUGCCGGUGCUUGAAGCGAAAGUUGCUGCGCAGAGGCCUGAGGCUGUUUGUCUUGUUGGGAAGAGUAUUUGGGAGGCUGUUUGGAGGGUUAGGCGUGGGAGAGGGAUUCGGAAGGAGGAGUUUCGCUAUGGGUGGCAGGAGGAGGCGGAGAAUAUGGGACGUGUUGAGGGUGAGGGUGGAUGGCCUGGUGCGCCGGUGUUCGUGGCUACUACUACUAGUGGGCUUGCUGCUGGGAUGAAGCCUGCGGAGAAGGAGGCUGUUUGGGCAGAGUUGGGGAGGUGGGUUGUGCGGAGGAGGGGGAGAGGGAAGGGUUGA
Penicillium canescens is the source of this 975-nucleotide messenger RNA. RefSeq names its product mismatch-specific DNA-glycosylase. The transcript has a single exon. The coding region runs from base 1 to 975 and encodes 324 amino acids. Gene Ontology annotation, biological process: base-excision repair, AP site formation. Lineage: Eukaryota; Fungi; Ascomycota; Eurotiomycetes; Eurotiales; Aspergillaceae. The record is from RefSeq and is a predicted model, not a curated record. Gene Ontology annotation, molecular function: mismatch base pair DNA N-glycosylase activity.